AUGACUGUUCAGAUCAUAUCAUCAACGAACAUCACGAAGCCUCGUUCAUUUGCUAGUUGUAGAGACCACCACGCUAGUAUUAUAUCAUGUGUACAUUGUAUAUACAUAUCUGUCUAUGUGCUUAUAAUUGGAAAAGAAAUAUUGAACACUAGUACUAUGGAAAAUAAGAGAAUUCAGGAAGAAGAGGUUGAGGCACUACAGGCAAUAUACGGUGAAGACUUCCAGCAGCAGUCUAGGGAGCCCUGUGUCUAUUCAAUAUCUGUGGCCACUCCUGACAAUGACAACAGCCGGUGUCUGGUGGUUCAGAUUACCUGUCCUGAAGGCUACCCUACUUCCUGCCCUCCUGUUUACGAACUAAGAUGUACAGAGUGGCUAGGAAAUGGAGAUGUUCCUAACAUUGCAAAACAAUUCAGUCAAAUCCAAAAAGAUCAUGAAGGUGAGACUGUGGUGUAUCAGUGGAUUGAGUGUGCCAGAGAUUACAUCGCAAGUGUACUAGGGAAAGAGGAAAAUAAAGGCAGCAAGACAACAGGAAGAGAACUCAGUCACUCUCCUGAACAGGAAGAUGUCACUUCCUCUGGUCCUCUCCACGAACCAAGCUCUGUCGGCAGGGCCAGUGAGGGGUGGGAGGGAGGAGGAGGAGGGGAAGGAGGAGAGGGGGAGGAAGGAGAAAGGGAAUGUCAAGCCAUCAUCCAUGGAGAACCACUCACUGAUCGCAAGAGUACCUUCCAGGCCCACGCUUCAGUUGUAACUAGCAAACAUGAGGUGGCGGCUGUUGUGACUGAGCUGAAGAGAAACAAGAAGAUAGCCUCGGCCACGCACAACAUCCUGGCAUACAGGUUUGAGGACGAGGGGAAGGGUGGGGUGGUGAUACAGGACUGUGAUGAUGAUGGAGAGUCUGCUGCUGGUGGAAGACUACUGCAUCUCCUCCAGAUGAUGGAUGCCACGAACAUAGCAGUCAUUGUCAGCAGAUGGUAUGGAGGAAUCCUCCUGCACGGAGACAGAUUCAAGCACAUCAAUAACGUGGCCAGAGCUCUGCUCCAGGAGACUGGGAUUGGUCUGGAGGAGAGAGCUGAGCAGACGGGAUGGCCCAUCCUGGGAGCAGCAGCUGCCGCCAUACUACUACUGUACGCCCUGGGCUCCGUGAAUGGGGAGCUGUGUAUUGGAAACCUACCUACAUGGGAACAUGCAGUAGGGGGAAGGUUCUGUGUCAUCAACGAGACCACCAUUGUCAUCAGAAACUUCUACUACGACGGAGCAGGACCAGAUGCCCAUCUCUACUGGUACCCAGACGGCUUCACUUCUAGUAACGUACCGAGAUCUGGAAAUGGAGGGAAUUUCAUCAGUCACCCCAACACGCAGCGAGAUAACGGGAGAUUCCCGCAGAAUGGUUACGUCCUGAACGCAACGCUGCAAUUCUCUCUCCCCGAGGGAGUUUAUGCCUGCGACAUGGCCGUCUUCACCAUCUGGUGUCAAACUGCCAGAUCUCACUUCACCGGCAUUAACAUCCCUGCUUCCACUUUUACAACUGAUCCUAAUGAAGCUGCGACUACCAACAAGAUACUCUGCACAAGAGGUAUGGAGCCUACAACUGCAGCACCCACCACUCAACCCACAACUGUACCCACCACGCAGCCUACUACUCAACCUCCCACUCCUGCUCUACCAAGUGAGGUCUGUGUAGGUGACCUGAUUACAGUGCAGCAUGCUGUGGAGGGCACACUCUGUAUCAUUGACCAGUCCACCAUGAUCUUGAAGAACUUUUACUAUGACACUGGCGGCCCAGAUGCGUAUCUCUAUGGCUAUCCCGUUGGCCACGCCCCUCCCUACACCUCUGACAAUGUCAGAAACACCUUCAGAUCUGGUGGGGGCCACAUCAUCGCCUUCCCACUGACUGGAGGAGCCCUGCCGUACCAGACUGGUUUCAUUAGCAACAUAACUUUUCAGUUUUCCCUCCCCUCUGACGUGUACGCCUGCGACCUGGCAGUCUUCACCGUGUGGUGUCAGCUAGCCGGAGUCCAGUUUGCCGUCCUAGACAUCCCUCCCGCUAUCUUUACUAACAACAUCAGUGUAGCUGUUGAAGAGAACAAGAUACUAUGUGACAGAGAACCUCCAACUACAACUGAUGAGACACCGACGACAGGGACACCCUCCCCAACUGACGAGACACCGACGACAGGGACACCCUCCCCCACUGAUGAGACACCGACGACAGGGACACCCUCCCCCACUGAUGAGACACCGACGACAGGGACACCCUCCCCCACUGACGAGACACCGACGACAGGGACACCCUCCCCACUACGAGACACGACGACGGGACACCCUCCCCCACUGAUGAGACAACGACAGGGACCUCCCCCACUGACAGACGAGACCCUACGACAGACAGGGACACUGACGACACACACUGACGAGACACCGACGACAGGGACACCCUCCCCCACUGAUGAGACACCGACGACAGGGACACCCUCCCCCACUGAUUUCGACAACUGCGAGAGCCUCCACUCCAGUCUCAGACUUGAAUGGACUGUGGACCGCAGCUCCGAGAACGUCCGUUUCAGACUGUGUGGGUGCACCUCUCCUGAUAGUGCAGAUGACAACACGUGGCUGGGUUUUGGUCUAAGUGGGAGUGACUCUGCCACCUUGAUGAUUGGAGCUGAUGCCACUAUUGUGUGGGUCGAUAGAGAAGACCAACCUCAUGCUGAGGACUACUACCUCUCAGCCUAUAUUCCGUGUGGAAGAGGGAAGGGAGCCUGUCCAGACGUAGUGGACUCGUCCGGAGUGUGCUCCAACGAUGCCACUCUCAUCUCUGGCUCUAUCGAUGGCAGGGAACAGUGUGUUGUCUUCUCCAGAAACUUCACUGCAGGAGACGAGUGUGACCAAGAUAUAGAUCCAGACAAUGAGAACCAGUACAUUGUGUGGGGAGUUGGAGGUCUUGGAGACACUGCAUUCAGACACUUUGUCAGAGCCGAACGAAAUGCGGCUCCACUACACCUGGGUCGACAGCCGUCCAAGAACUGUCCUGCUCUGGAGUGCCCCAGGUGCAAGCCCUACGAGACUCGGACUCUGGUGGCUCCCUCUGACGCCACCUUUGUGGCUCGCAUCGGUCCAUCUGGCAACCAGAGAGGAUACAUGGGCAUCACUGGUCGUGCAGGCUGGGGUAUAGGGUGGUACAUCAAUGACACCCUCAUACCGACACUGGUAGUCCAGAGAGGAAAAACGUACACGUUUGUCGUCUACGGAGGAGAUGACCCUGACUUCAGCUCCCGAUACCACCCUUUCUACAUCACCAGCUCUGAAAGUGGAGGAAUUCUUCUCGAAACCGAAGACACAAUAGAAGAGACUGUGUAUGCAGGUUUCAAUGGAUCCACACGUAGCUAUGCAGUGGGUCCCCUGUGUGGCUAUACCAAUACCCCAGCCUCUGACGAAGUGCUAGGAGACUGCCAGUCAGAGAUGGAUGACUACCUGGCAAUCCUAGUGGCUCCAGCCUCCACCUGUGGACAGGGCACUCUCACCAAUACCUUCACCUGGACACCUGACAAAGACACACCGGAUCUUGUCUACUACCAGUGUGCCUCUCAUAGAAAUCUCGGAUGGAAGAUUAGAGUGAUGGACACAAUUGAUGUCGACACAACUGAUGUCGACACAACUGAUGUUGGUAGUGGUGACAAAUUUAAUAUCAAUAUUAUGGGCAGUGGGGUUGGUGUCCAGGGCUCCAUCUUCAGUCUCCUACUGGCACUGGCUCUACUCUGCUUACUGACGUACUGAUUCUGCCAGACUGCCAUCCCAUUAUGUGUUUUAUUUAUAUGUAUAUAUGAACAACUGCAGUAUGUGAGCAAACGAAAGCUGUAUAGUGCAUGCAAUAAGCAAACUCUCGUGGACCAUGACAACACAUAAAGAGAUUGGAAGAGGAGCAGUGCAAGACUUGGACAAUAGGACCCUCAUUCAACUCACUCACAGUAGUACAGGGAAUGGUAGAGAGAUGACGAACUGAAUGACUAAUAUUUGCUACCUCAGCUCCAAACCCAGUUUACUUGAGACAGCCCUCCCGCAGAGUGUCCUGGAGGUCGUUAACCUCCUCGUUGGUCAGGGUCCUCUCCAUGGAGCAGUACACGAUGCGGUACAUGUGGCUAACCCUACUCGACACUGGGUGACAGAACCUGUCCAUUAGCUCAACUUUCUCAACAAGGUCACCUCCAAUCGAACGAACCAACUCGAAAAAAUCGUUCUCUACGUAGUCGCCUGCGUUCUCCGGUAGCCAGAACGCUACGUCUUUGUAGCACGAGGGAUAUUUGCUGAAGGGCUUGAAAGAAAUGUCGGUGGCAGGAUCAAGAGUUACUGAGCGGAAUUGCUCGAGGAAACGUGGGUCUGUACUCCAAAAGAGACGGAUAUCGGGGAUUGCGAAGAGGAGCAUUGCAAGACGGUCCAGCCCAAGGCCAAACGCCCAACCUAUCUUGUCCCCGGCACCGCUACCAUCUAGGAUGGCUUGCUGCAUUACCCCUGAGCCCAGGACUUCCAGCCACUCCCCACCAUACUCCACCUCCAGUUGGUACGACGGGUGAGUGAAGGGAAAGUAAUCGGGCGUCCACCUCAUUUGGGUCUCCGGCCCAAACAGCUCCCCCACGAGCUCUGUCAGAGUCUGUUUGAGGCUCAGUUCGGUGAGUUUCACAGAGUCCAUUGUGUGGACGGCUUGUUUGUCACAUGUCUCUACUGCAAGACUUGGCUCUCGCUCAAACAGACCCAGCUGCUCCGGCUUCUCGCACCCCGAGAAAAGCUCGUGUCUGUUGAAAGAGUCGAACCCCUUCCAUCUGGUGGAAAAUGGGGUAGUGCGUAGAAUCGAUUUCGUCUCUACGGUACACGUCUCCAGUCACCAGGAACCUGUUGAACCCCAUACGGACGAGAUCUCGCUGGUGAGCAGAGGUGUGUGCCCGCAGUACAUGGGAGCGUUGACGUAGUAGUUAUCACUGCGGCUCCGCGAGGCGUGGUCCGUUGGAACCAGGAGACUGUCGAAGUUCUGUUCCGUGGUGACUACUGGACUCAAGUCGUCGAAGUGGGCAAAGAUAGGAGUCCCCGUGGGAGCUGCGUAGCUUCUCUGGAAGUGGGCCACGAUACGCUGCUUGAUGAUGUUGAGAGGGUGCUGGGGAAUCUGGUGGAGGUUUCGUCCCACACGACUCAGGACGGUGGGAGUCACAUUGGUCAUGGAGUCGCGAACAAAGUCCCGGCCGGCUACCUGGACGGCCAGCGACUCCUCUGCAGCUAUAGCAUAGCAUCUACGUGUGCUAUGAAUGUAGUUUAGCCACCUGGCAUUGAAAAAACGACGGAAAAUCUUCGAUUGAAGGC
Molecule: messenger RNA, 5343 nt
Organism: Geodia barretti
Lineage: Eukaryota; Metazoa; Porifera; Demospongiae; Tetractinellida; Geodiidae
Source: the annotation of a GenBank genome assembly